CUUGGGCGCUUGGAAAUACUGGCGGUGCCAUGUUGGAGAGUGACGAAGAUGGUGCCCCUGGGCGUGGGAAGAUCAUACAGAGGCACAAGCGCGAGAUGAAGGCACUGUUGGAGCAAAAAAGGAUUGAAUCAGGAAAGUUGAUGAGUUUCGCCAAGGCGAAACGUGAGAACAAAAAGAUCGAAGCGAGACAAGAGAAAAGAGACCUAGAAGACAAGUACAAAGCCUUGGAAGACGCAAUGAAGCAGAGACACGCAGAAGAAUUACGACAAGCCUCGGAUGAGACUCCAGAGGAAGCAUCAGAUCAGCCUCCGCAAGCCAGCGAAUACGUGGAAGUCGAAGCAGAUGAAGGCACUCCAGGCACUCGCAAGUCGCGCGCGCAGAAGAAGAAGAACCUGCUGGCGGAAAUUGAAAAGGAACUGAGAGAAGGGCCCAAGGAGUAAGAAAUCUGAGAGCUCCCGUUCCCAUCUGGGGCGCGUCCAAAAAGGAUCCAAA
This is a messenger RNA of Cladocopium goreaui, 492 nucleotides long. Lineage: Eukaryota; Dinophyceae; Suessiales; Symbiodiniaceae. The record is from the annotation of a GenBank genome assembly.